GGGCGGUACCACGUGAUCAGUAAUGGCGUUCUCCAGUUCUUCCCGACUGUUAACGAGAUCAGUACUCGUUGGUCUUCUUCGAAGAGGAUGCUGUCUUGAACCCUGCAGGUUCUCCCCAACGCCACCGUGUCAGCAACAUCGCCGCUUCUUCUGGAGAAAGUGGAAAAACUCCCACUUUCACAGUGUAGUUCGCCCUGCUACUGUCAGGCCUGCCUAUGCAGUACCAAAGCACAUUGUGCGCCCAGAUUACGUCGGCACUGGACUGGUCCCGGAAUGGCCUGACUACAUAGAAAUAAAAAACACAGAGCAGAUCGAAGGCCUUGCCAGAGCCUGCCAGCUAGCUCGACAUGUGCUGCUACUAGCCGGACGCAGUUUGAAAGUUGGUAUGACAACGGAUGAAAUAGACUUCAUUGUACAUCAGGAGAUUAUCCGGCACAACGCCUACCCCUCCCCUCUCAAAUACGGGGGUUUCCCAAAAUCGGUUUGUACGUCUGUGAACAACGUGGUGUGUCAUGGCAUACCUGACAGUCGGCCACUUCAAGAUGGCGACAUUAUCAACAUUGAUGUCACUGUGUAUUUGGAUGGUUACCAUGGUGACACAUCGGAAACCUUCUUAGUCGGCCAGGUGGAUGAGGUUGGGCGGCGACUGGUUAAAACAGCGAGGCGCUGCCGAGAUGAAGCUAUCGCUGCCUGCAAGCCGGGUGCACAGCUUUGUGUUAUUGGGAACACUGUUAGUGAAAUAGCUCAAGCCAAUGGAUUCCAAGUGUGUCCUUAUUUCAUUGGACACGGUAUCGGCUCCUACUUUCAUUGCCAUCCUGAAAUCUGGCACCAUGCAAAUGACAAUGACAUGACCAUGGAUGAAGGCAUGGCUUUCACAAUAGAACCCAUACUGAUGGAGGGGUCUACAGAGUUUAAAAUAUUAAAAGAUAAGUGGACAGCGGUGUCUGCAGACGACAAAAGGUCGGCUCAGUUUGAACACACGGUGGUUAUCACAGCUGAUGGAGUGGAAAUUCUCACCGAAUUGCCAGAAGAGAAUAAUCAGUGACCUGAAGAGAUUUAACUGUGAACUGUUUACCUGUUAAAACUUGAAUUGUUACGCAUCAGGACAAAUGUGCAAUUCCCACCUGUAAGACACACUUGAAUACAUCAUAUUUCACAUUUCAAAUUAAUUUGUUCCACCCUUUGCAGCAGACUUUUUAAAAUCAGCCUUUAAAAUGUAGCAGUUUUACAGUUGACUUAUGUGGUUAGUUUAUAACAGCACAACUCUCUUGUGAAUAAACCUCUAUAAGCAAGUUUUUAAUAAAACUACACCUCUCCACUUUAUUCAUUUAUUGUACUGUUAUUUUGUAUGUAACAUGCACCAUACAUUAAGUCUAAAUCAAUUUGUUCCUAUUUUUUUAAAAGCUACACCCCCAUUUUCUGAAAUAGUGUCUGGGGACAUUUAUUUACUCAACUACAGAGAGUACAAAGCAUUACUUAAAGAAAGGCAUUUAUUCUGUUUGUGUGUUCUUUUGAUUGUUGUGUAACUCAUCUACCUAAAGCUACCUACAGGUAUGUAUGCGUUUUUUUUUUUCUUCAAAUAAACAUAAGAACACCACCACAAGCUAGCAUAUGUUACCAGUAAUGGUUUAAAAGAACAAAUUGUCAAAAAAAAAAAAAUGUCUUUUUCACAAUUACGAAUUAAACUGCAUAAAAAUUGGUGUUGUUUGGCCGGGGGUACGCUGACUGGA
This is a messenger RNA of Dunckerocampus dactyliophorus (ringed pipefish), 1730 nucleotides long. It is a transcript of the gene metap1d, whose product is annotated as methionyl aminopeptidase type 1D (mitochondrial). The transcript is spliced from 10 exons. The coding region runs from base 23 to 1045 and encodes 340 amino acids. NCBI's taxonomy places the organism in Eukaryota, Metazoa, Chordata, Actinopteri, Syngnathiformes, Syngnathidae. The record is from RefSeq and is a predicted model, not a curated record. Gene Ontology annotation, biological process: proteolysis. Gene Ontology annotation, molecular function: metalloaminopeptidase activity.